AUGCCAGGUCGACAGGCGCAUGGGCGGUCCUUGUUGGCCCAGCCAAAGGCAAAGGCUGGCCCCAAGAAGUCCAAGUCAAGAGCGCAGACGAAUGCGCUGAAUGCGUUCAACAUUGCGCAGGAGAGGUUUCCCACCAAAGAUAAGAGAACACCACGUGCACGAGAAUUGGACGCCGAAAUUGAGAAGAAACAUGGACGAGAAGAAGAAGAUGAGGAAGAUGAGGAGGAAGAGGACGGCCCCAAACGAAAGAAGGCCAAGGCUCCGCGGGGUGCGACAACAGACGGCGAUGUGGAGUUUGGCAGCGACAGCGAGGGCAACGAGUGGCAGCUGGGUGGCAUGGCAGACAAUGACGAAGAUUCUGAAAUUGAGAGUGACGAUGCUUUUGGCGAUAGCGACAAUGAGAUGUUUCAGGGCUAUGCCUUCCGCGGGUCAAAGUCUGGCCAGCGCAAGGACGACGACUCGGAGGAUUCCGACGACGGAAAUGAUGACCAAGGCGAAACUCUUGGCGAAGAUGCCAUAGACCUGGCCACAGCUUUAGACCAGUUCGAAGAGGAGUCCGAGGAAGAGCCAGAAGGAGAAGAGGAAGAAGAAGAUUCUGAAUCUGGAGAAGAGGAGGAUUCUGACGAAUCUGACGAGUUUGAAGGCCUUGAUGAUAGCGACGAAGAAGCCGACCCCGCAAAACUUGAGGAGCUCAAAGGUCUUAUAUCCGGCUUUGGAGGUGAAGAAGUUGACGGCGAGAAAGCUGUCUCAUCGUCUGGGCAACAGAAGAUCGAUCUCGGCGAUCUGGGACUGUCUGGAUUGAACGAUCCUUUUAUGAAACAGUCAGUGAAGCUCAUGAAGAAAGAAUCGAAGGAGAAGCGACCCGGGUCGACGAAGAAGCUAGAGGUGCCAUUAUCAAGGAGAGAGCAAGGGCGUAUCGACCGGUCGGCAGCUUAUGAGAAGACAAACGAGACGCUUGAUCGAUGGACAGAGACUGUUAAGCAGAACCGCAGAGCCGAACACCUGGUAUUCCCUCUCCCUCAAAACUCCGAAUCAGCUGGACUCGACCGGACGGAACUUCAGCCUCUGUCGUUGAAGGGUGCUGCGAACGAAUUGGAAGCUACAAUCAUGGGUAUCAUGGAGCAAAGCGGACUGUCUCUGGAGAAGGAGAAGAAGCCUAAGAAGCAGGAGUUUGACGAAGAGGGUAAUCUGCUGACGCGGAAGCAAGCUUUGGAAAAGAAGCGCAUUGAGCGCGAGUUACAUUCCAGGGAAGCAAAACGCGCCGCCCGCAUAAAGAAGAUCAAGAGCAAAGCCUAUCACCGAGUGCACCGAAAACAAAAAGAGCGCGACGAGAUGGCCACCAGGGAGGCCAUGGCUGAGGCUGGCGAGAUCGACUCGGAGGAAGAGAGGGAAGCUCAGGAUCGCAGACGUGCGUUGGAACGAGUGGGUCAGCGUCACAAGGACAGCAAAUGGGCCAAGAUGGGAUCCAAGGCGAAGCGUGCGGUUUGGGAUGACGACUUCCGGGCUGGCUUGACAGAAAUGGCUCGCAAGGAUGAGGAUCUCCGUAGAAGGAAGGAAGGCAAGAGCUCAAGAGGUGACGGAGACGAUUCAGAUGAGACUAGCAGCUCCGGAUCUGAUGACGAUGACGAUAACGCAGACCUGCUGCGACAGCUGGACGAGCUCGAAAAGGAAGACAGUGGGCCCCAGUCGAGAUUAAUGAAGAUGAAGUUUAUGCAAAAGGCAGAGGCGGCGAAGAAGAAGGCAAACGACGACCUUAUCAAGGAAAUUCGCAAAGAGCUCGAUGGAGAUGCGCAGGGUUCUGAUGACGAUGAAGAAAAGGGAGGGGAGGUCGGACGAAGGCAAUACGGCAGCGGAGCGGUCAACCCGUUCUCUAUGCCGCAGAACUCUGCCCGAGCAACCAAGAAGAAGCUCGCCAGGGAUGAUUCUGAAGAAGACGGGGAUGAAAAUACAAGCUUCGCCAACGGUGACGGGGCCCCUCAUAUUUCAAACGGUUCAAUCAACCAUGCCUGGUCGACUACUCCCGCUGAGACGACUUCUUCGAUAGCGGGAGCCUGGUCCAAGGGCGAGUCUCGCCGCAAGAAGUCAGCCCGAGCCGACGACCUCGACCUCAACGCCAACAUCCUCACCGCCGCACCACAACCUUCCUCCAAGCCGAAGGCUUCCAAAAAGACAAAACAGCCUCAAGACGAUGACGACGAAUCCGAAUCCGAAUCCGACUCUGAUUCAGACUCAGACAUCCGCCUGCCAAUGGCUAUCCGAGACAAGGACCUCGUGGCUCGCGCUUUCGCCGGCGAAGAGGUCGUCGCCGAGUUCCAGCGCGAAAAGGACGAGGUUGCUGAAGCCGAUGACGACAAGGUCAUUGACAACACAUUGCCCGGCUGGGGUUCUUGGGUGGGUGAUGGAGUUAGCAGCCGCGAGAAGAAGAGGCACCAGGGUCGAUUCCUCACAAAGGUGGAAGGUAUUAAUAAGAAGGACCGUAAGGACGCCAAGCUAGACAAGGUCAUUAUUAACGAGAAGCGCAUCAAAAAGAACGACCGCUAUCUCGCCGCCCAGCUUCCUUUCCCCUUCGAAUCGCAACAGCAAUACGAACGUUCUUUACGACUACCAGUUGGACCGGAAUGGAUGACCAAGGAGACGUUCCAGGCCAGCACGAAGCCGCGCGUGAUUAUGAAACAGGGCAUUAUUACGCCCAUGUCGAAGCCAAAUGCAUAA
Molecule: messenger RNA, 2712 nt
Organism: Trichoderma asperellum CBS 433.97
Lineage: Eukaryota; Fungi; Ascomycota; Sordariomycetes; Hypocreales; Hypocreaceae
Biological process (GO): rRNA processing
Cellular component (GO): small-subunit processome; nucleolus
Source: RefSeq, a predicted model, not a curated record